Messenger RNA from Dissoconium aciculare CBS 342.82, 627 nucleotides. RefSeq names its product 6,7-dimethyl-8-ribityllumazine synthase. Bases 1 to 627 code for a protein of 208 amino acids. Gene Ontology annotation, cellular component: riboflavin synthase complex; intracellular anatomical structure; mitochondrial intermembrane space. Gene Ontology annotation, biological process: riboflavin biosynthetic process. The transcript has 3 exons. The record is from RefSeq and is a predicted model, not a curated record. Gene Ontology annotation, molecular function: 6,7-dimethyl-8-ribityllumazine synthase activity. Lineage: Eukaryota; Fungi; Ascomycota; Dothideomycetes; Mycosphaerellales; Dissoconiaceae.
AUGACGACAACAAUCAAAGGCCCUGGCGAAGCCCGUACAUACGAUGGCUCGUCGUUGCGCAUCGGUAUCAUCCACGCCCGCUGGAACACCCAGAUCAUCUCUGCGCUGCUCUCCGGCGCCCUCGCCAAGCUCAAAGAGGCCGGCGUCCGAGAAGAGAACAUUGUCAUCCAAAGUGUACCGGGAAGUUAUGAGCUGCCAUUUGCCGUGCAGAAGAUGUACACAGCUUCGCAGGCGCAGAGCGCAGGAAUCGUGCCUGGUGUGGCCGGGAGUCUGAUUGCGAGCGCGACGGACCUUUUGGGCGCGAGCACGACCGAUUUUGGAAAGCCGCAGGGCAGCACACAACCCUUUGAUGCGAUCAUCGCUAUUGGCGCGCUGAUCAAAGGAUCCACGAUGCAUUUCGAAUACAUCUCGGAUGCGGUGAGCCAUGGGUUGAUGAAGGUUCAGCUGGAACACGGUGUCCCGGUAAUUUUCGGGUUAUUGACGCUCCUCACGGAGGAACAAGGUCUGGAAAGAGCGGGAAUCGAUGCAGCUGGCAAGGGGCAUAACCAUGGUGAAGAUUGGGGUCUGGCAGCAGUGGAGCUGGGCAGCAAGAGGAAAGCGUGGGCUGAGGGUAAAUUCGAGGAAUAA